Molecule: messenger RNA, 1703 nt
Organism: Lactuca virosa
Lineage: Eukaryota; Viridiplantae; Streptophyta; Magnoliopsida; Asterales; Asteraceae
Source: the annotation of a GenBank genome assembly
GCCUUUUCUAAUCGAGACACACAAACACACACAGAGCAACCAUUUUUAAAAUCACCAUUAUAACUUGGAAAGGUGUAUCAAAUUAUCAAAUAUUCAAUAUCAGACUCCGAUUUACCACUCGAGAAUGUGGACGGACGAUUCACAGCACCUACAUUGUCAGUAUAUUCCUUCCCGACGGCAGGCCUCCUCCUCCAUAACCACCACUUCUAGAGACAGAAUCAAGCUUCUGUAAACCAAUUCAACCAAAAGAUUCAAUCGUUGGUGUCGAUUUAGCCAGGAGAUGCAAAACUCAACUCAAUCAUCAUCCACCACCACCACUCUUUACAUCAUCUUAACCAUCACCACCUUUCUCUUUCUUCUUUUCUUCCUUUCCCCGUUCCCGUCCCCACCACCACCGCCGUCCUUCUCCGACCCAUACCUAUUCCCCCACCGUCCAUCCACCGCCCAAUACCACAACCACCAACUUCUCUUCCUCAACAACAAUAACAAAACCACUAACCAAUCUCCCCCCGCCUCACCCACCAUCGCCUAUUUCAUAUCCGGAUCCUCCAACGAUUCGGCUCGGAUCAUCCGACUCCUUUUGUCUAUCUACCAUCCGAGAAACCAAUAUCUUCUUCAUCUCGACCGUUCUGCCCCUCAAAAAGAACGCGACUUUUUAGCCCUAUCCGUUCAAUCAAUUCCGGUGUUUUGGGCCGCUCAAAAUGUUAAUGUUAUAGGGAAAUCUGAUCUCGUUUCUCCUAAAGGAUCUUCUUCAAUUUCUUCCACUUUACAUGGAGCUGCUAUUCUUUUGAAGCUUUGCCCUGAUUGGGAUUGGUUUAUUAAUCUCUCUGCUGCUGAUUACCCACUUGUUACUCAAGAUGAUCUUCUUCACAUUCUGUCAUAUCUGCCUAAAGAUCUCAACUUUGUGAAUCACACAAGCUACAUCGGAUGGAAAGAGUCACGGAUUUUAAAACCUGUGGUGGUUGACCCGGGUCUUUUUCUUGUUGAGCAAAGCGAAAUCUUUUAUGGCACUCAAAGAAGGCCAUUGCCAGAUGCUUAUCGAUUGUUCACAGGCACCCCAUCUUCCAUAUUAAGCCGUAAGUUUGUAGAGUUUUGCAUUUUGGGAACAGAAAACUUACCAAGAACCCUUCUUAUGUAUCUAUCCAACAGCCUUUCAUCUCAAUCUCUAUACUUUCCAACCGUUUUAUGCAACUCUCCACAUCUAAACAAAACCAUUGUCAACCACAAUCUACAAUAUUCUGCAUACGAAACCAAACACGAACCCCGAAUACUCAACUCAAACGACUUCAAUGACCUAAUCAACAGUGGGUCAGCUUUUGGGUCUCCUUUUCUUCAUGAUGAUCCGGUUCUUGACUGGAUUGACCAACAACUUCUGAACCGUGGUCAGGGGAAACCGGUUCCUGGUGGGUGGUGUUUGGGUGAGUCGGGUGAUGAGGUUUGUGGGGUUUGGGGUGAUGCUGAUGUUUUGAAGCCUGGUUUGGGUGCCAAAAGGUUGGAGGAACGUGUUGUUGAGUUGCUGUCCAAUGACACUUUUUAUUCCCAUCGAUGUAUUUUUGAAUGAUGAUGAUGAUGCAUGCUUUUUUGUCUGUUGUUUUUUUUUUUAUUAUAGAUUUACAUUUGGAAAUUUUGUUGUAUAUUGGUAUUUGGGUCAAUUGAGUUACCUGCUUUUUUUUAUGUGAAUGUUGUUUAGGAUUUUGACUUCA